CAACCGCAGCCACAAAUGGCGCCCGGGCGGGAGCGCCACUCAGCCGGCCGCUUUAUCUGCCUGCGGGGGCCGGGAGUGGUCUUGGAAUAUACCGAGAGAAAAUACAACGCAAACGGAGCAGAACAGAGCUUCUGCUGGUUCGAACCAUCGCCGGCCAUGGUAGCUGCCGUGUCUCCUCCCGGCGCGGCGGGGGCGGCGGCCGUGAGCGGCGCCACGAUCAUCGCCUCCUUCCACAGCGGCCACUGCGCGUCCCCGUCCCGCGCGCUCCCGCUGCCUGCCGGUGCCGGCGCCGCCGCGGCCAGGCGGUACCACCACCACAGCGGCGCAUGCUGCUUCGCCGCCGCGAAGCCCACGCCGGCGCCCGUGGCAUCCGAGCUGGACGACGACGAUGCCGGUCUGAGCACCAACGGCGCGGACCCGAAGCCGCCGACGCGGAAGAAGCGCCGGUCGCGGAAGGGCAAGAAGUCGGCCGCCGCGCUGGAGGAGGAGGAGGCGGCCAGGAGGAAGGCGGAGAAGGACGCGGCGGCGGCCAAGAGGAAGGCCGAGGAGGAGGAGAGCCGGGCGGCCACGGCCGGGCUGGACCUCGACGAGGUCAUGGCGGUCAGCCCCGUGGGGCUGGGCCGGCGCUCGCGCCAGCUCUUCGACGAGGUGUGGCGCAAGUUCUCGCGCCUCGGGCAGAUGUCCAGCGCGUCCGCCACCGAGGCGCUCGCGGAGGAGGAGCAGGCCGUGCUCAGCCGCGGCGGGCCCAUGUGCGAGUUCACCGUGCCCGGCGCUCAGGACACCACCGUGCUCGUCGUUGGUGCAACCAGCCGCAUCGGACGCAUCGUCGUCCGCAAGCUCAUGCUCCGUGGCUACAAUGUCAAGGCUUUAGUUAGAAGGGACGAUGCUGAAGUGAUCGACAUGCUUCCGAGGUCGGUGGACAUCGUUGUUGGCGACGUUGGUGAUCCUCUAACUGUGCAAUCAGCCGUGUCAGGUUGCAGCAAGAUCAUCUAUUGCGCAACCGCGCGCUCGACCAUUACCGGAGACCUAAACAGAGUUGAUAACCAAGGAGUCAGGAAUGUCAGCAAGGCUUUCCAGGAUUACUACAAUGAGAUGGCUCAACUCAGGGCUGGUAAAAGCAGCAAGAGCAAACUUUUGAUAGCGAAAUUCAAAUCUAAGAAGUCUCUGAAUGGCUGGGAGGUGAAUCAGGGAUCUUACUUCCCAAAUACCUACGCUUCUGGUUCUAGGUUCGAUGAAGGUAUCGAUGCAUCAUUUGAAUUUUCACAAGAUGGCCAGGCCGUUUUUGCAGGAUUUGUUUUCACCAGAGGCGGAUAUGUUGAGAUAUCAAGGAGGCUUUCUCUUCCUCUCGGUUCCACCCUAGACAGGUACGAUGGCUUGAUUCUCUCGGUGGGUGGAAAUGGAAGAUCAUAUGUUGUUAUUCUUGAGACUGGUCCAUUGGCUGACACCUCACAGAGUAAGCAGUAUUUUGCUCGGAUGACUACAAAAGUAGGCUUUUGUCGGGUGAGAGUACCUUUUUCGGCUUUUCGGCCAGUAAAACCAGAAGAUCCUCCCCUAGACCCUUUUCUUGUGCAUACCUUAACCAUUAGGUUCGAACCAAAAAGGCAGAGACCUGGUGAUGCAUCCCAAGGUGGUACCGACCCCAGAAAUUUUGAGCUAAUACUGGAAUACAUCAAAGCUUUACCUACCGGUCAAGAAACAGACUUCAUACUGGUCUCAUGCACAGGUUCUGGAAUUGAGCCUAACAGAAGAGAACAAGUUCUAAAAGCAAAGAAGGCUGGAGAAGAUGCGCUGAGGAGGUCAGGCCUUGGAUACACAAUUGUACGGCCAGGUCCACUGCAGGAAGAACCUGGUGGUCAGCGUGCACUGAUCUUUGAUCAAGGGAACAGAAUCUCUCAGGCUAUCAGCUGCGCGGAUGUGGCAGAUAUCUGUGUCAAAGCAUUGCAUGAUUCCACGGCGAGAAACAAAAGUUUUGAUGUAUGCUACGAGUAUGUUGCUGAGCAAGGAAACGAACUCUAUGAACUUGUGGCUCAUUUGCCAGACAAGGCUAACAACUAUCUUACACCGGCACUAUCGGUUCUAGAGAAAAACACCUGAUUCAGAUUUGUGUCAUAUACGGUCACAUGAUGUGUAUACUCUUCCUCUUGUAAAGCUAUAUAAUUUUGUCAUAGAAACAUUGUGGAAUUUACACGACAAGCCAUUGUUUCUUGCAAAGAUCAUCGAUGGAUUGAUUUCAGAGAAGAAAAUCAGUGCCUUCUUGUAAAGCUAUAUAUAUUUUCCUCAUAGAAGCAUUGUGGAAUUUACACGACAA
Messenger RNA from Lolium perenne, 2308 nucleotides. RefSeq names its product protein HIGH CHLOROPHYLL FLUORESCENCE PHENOTYPE 173, chloroplastic. NCBI's taxonomy places the organism in Eukaryota, Viridiplantae, Streptophyta, Magnoliopsida, Poales, Poaceae. The record is from RefSeq and is a predicted model, not a curated record.